Molecule: messenger RNA, 768 nt
Organism: Prunus avium (sweet cherry)
Lineage: Eukaryota; Viridiplantae; Streptophyta; Magnoliopsida; Rosales; Rosaceae
Source: RefSeq, a predicted model, not a curated record
AUGAACCUUUCAACUUCUUCAAUGCACCACUGCAAUAUGGCUUGCUACCACACACUCAAGCUCUCUCUCUUCCUCUGCCUCACCCUCUCUGCCUUGGCGUAUGGCAGCCACGAUGACAAGGAAAGCAACAGGAACGACGAGGCUCACAGCCUUCGGUCUAAGCCUCUAAUACUGGUCAAGAUUUGGUGCUUGGUUUUGGUCUUUGUUGGGACAUUUGCAGCCGGAAUGUCGCCCUACUUCCUAAAGUGGAACGAGGGGUUCUUGGUUCUGGGCACACAGUUCGCUGGCGGUGUGUUUUUGGGAACAGCUCUCAUGCACUUUCUGAGUGAUUCAAACAAGACUUUCCAAAGCUUGACUGAGAAGGAGUACCCUUUUGCAUUUAUGCUGGCCAGUGUGGGGUUCUUGAUCACUAUGCUUGCGGAUUGUGUUGUUUCCUAUGUGUAUGCUAAGCAAGAGGGCAGUGACCUUGAAGGCCACGACAGUGGUCAUGGUCACCACCCUGCAACAGUUGGUUCAGUUGGGGACAGCAUUUUGUUGAUCGUAGCCUUAUGUUUCCAUUCUUUCUUUGAGGGCAUUGCAAUCGGAGUUGCCAAGACAAAAGCAGAAGCUUGGAAGGCUUUGUGGACAGUCAGUGUGCACAAGAUCAUUGCAGCCAUUGCCAUGGGCAUUGCUCUCCUCCGCAUGCUUCCAAACCGCCCCUUCUUAUCAUGCAUGGCGUAUGCUUUCAUGUUCGCCAUUUCGAGUCCAGUUGGUGUGGGAGUUGGGAUC